UUCAUUUUACCCCCUAAAAAAGAUUCAUCAUUCAGGUGGAACCGGACCUGGUUGCGGUGGAGUUUCUAUUGGUUUUGAGUGUUAUAACUGUGGCUCCGUUAAUUCACGUCGAGAACUUGUUCGGGUUGAGUUUGUUCGUUGACUUGAGUCAAUUACAAUAAUUGAUUUAUGUCAAUGACUUAAUGAAGUUUAUAGUUAAGUAUAUUCGAGUCGCGGGGAUAAUUGACGUACGAUAAUUGGGAUCUUUUAAUUUUUUAGCGAAAUAAUGAAGUCGACGCAAACUCAAGCGUAACAAUCGCGGUAAUUAACGAAUGGAGGCAAUUGAUACAUUUUUUGGCCCGCGGUGAUGUAUUAAAGAGCACUGACCACGAAAAUGGGACAUUCCGAAAAUUUAUUUAUAUUUUUACAGACAUUGCCGAAGGGUCCACCUCAUUUGGCUAUUCGGGGACAGAUGGAGAGACGGCGGCCACCGUUUCUCAGAGGCACUACGAAACCCCCUGAGCCAGGGAAAGGCGCCAGCAGGCUGGAGGCGAGCGGUGCAACCCCCCUGGAAACCCUAGGUAGCGAGGAAGACUUCUCCCCAGAUGGCCUGGCCCGUCAGAAUUAUGAGCUGCGUAGUCGCCUCGAGGAAGAGUCCAAUAACUACAAACGUCGUCUGAGCACCUACCGCCAGGCGCAGCAGCACCAGGCAGCCCUGGUAUCCCGUCUUCAAGCCAAAGUCCUUCAGUACAAACAGCGCUGCUCGGAGCUCGAGAGCCAAAUGGUCGAGUCUCUCCCCAUGUUGGAGACCACACGUGUACCCACAGUCUCUUCGACCAGCACAUCAGCCUUGGAAGCUGCCCACCAAACCCUCCGGGACAUACGAGAGGAGCAGAUCCAGGACUUGGACACAGCCCUCCGAAAGCUGUCGGAGGAACGUCGAAGAUCAGAAAAACUAAUUGAGCUUAAUGCAGCCUUGAAACACCAGCUGGAGGAGUCGGUUCGCACGAACGAGGCACUGACUAAUGAUCUGCAGAAGCUGGGGAACGACUGGGAAGUGCUACGGGAGGAAAUGAAUGUCAAAGAGGACGAGUGGAAGGAGGAGGAGAUGGCCUUCAACGAGUACUACACCUCUGAGCAUCACAGACUGUUGAACCUCUGGCGUGACGUCGUUGCUCUCAAGCGGGUGUUCUCUGAUAUGAAGUCCUCAACUGAACGAGACUUGACAAAAUUUCAGCACAAACUGACAGCAACGACAAACGACAUGACCUCAGCCUGUAGUGGAGUUAAACUCGCUCUUCAGAUCCAAGCGUCGGCAGUCCAGCCACCGCUCACCCAGCAGUUCCCGCAGUGUCACGAAUCAUCAGACCUGAAAUCCGAGAUGAUGAGCAUCAAGAACCAGUAUGACGUUGCACUGAAUGACAUCAGGAUGAAGGAUGAGAGGAUAAAUCAAUUGAUUCGAGAGAUUCAUAAUCUUGAGGAGAGGUGUGGUGAGGCUGAGGCCAAUGUCGGUCAGGCAAGUAGAAUUCAGGAGGACAUGGAGAUUCUGGAGGCUGCACUGAGGGAUAUUGCACACGCUGUCAUCCAGGAUGCUGAGAGCAGAGAGGCUGAGAAUAUUCAGGGCCAGCAUGUUCAUCUGUCCCAGAGUGCACCAAUACCUCAGAAGUCCCCGAAGCGAUCUACCAGAAGUAACACAAUCCCAGCGUUUGCUGAGAGCACCAUUAGCGCUGUCCAGGCAUCUCUUCACAAGUAUCAACUGACGAUUCACGAGCUCCAAGUGAAGCUUCAGACUAGUCGAGAGCAGCUGGCACUGACGAAGAAGCAGUGUGACUCUGCUGAAGAAAAUGUUCAGAUACUUGAGGAGCGGAGCACUGAGCUGAUUGUUCAGUUGGACAAUUGCAGGGUCCAGUGUGCUCAGCUCGUUCAGGAGCGUGACAUGCUGCAGAAGAGUCUUGAUCAGAUACGAGGAGAUAAGAAUGUCCUGGAGAAGAGUAAAAUUGAAAUGAAUCAUACCAUCGAGGAGCUGAAUAACGAUUACGAAAAACUUCAGAAGAUUAAUGGCAAGCUCCAGAAGUGCUGCGACAGUUUGGAGGACGACAAGUUGUAUCUCCAGAGUGAACUGGACAGGAUGAGUAAAGACAGUGAACUGAGGGAGAUGAGUUUCAGGGCCGAAGAGGAGCGCUGUAGCAGGAUGAGGGAGGAACUACUGACGGUCAGGGAGGAGCUCAAUCGGACGUAUCUGUCUCGAGACAUGUUGGAGCAGCAGAAAUUGGAGGGGGAGAAUUUACUUGCAGUUAUUGAAAAGAACAAGGGUGAUGUGGAGCUGGAGCUCGAGAAGAUACUCCUGGAGAAGUCAGAUCUUCAGGAUGAACUGAUGAAGAUGGAGGCUAUCUGUGGAAAUCAUGAGAAGGACAAGCAGAGACUUGUUGAUGAUGUGAAACGCCUGGAGGAAGACAGGGCCAAGUUGAUGAACCAGUGCAGUGACCAGUCCGGGGAUUUGGGAUCUCUCAGGAAGGAGCUUUUGCAGGCCGAGCAAGCCCGCUUAGAUUUGGAAUCCGAUAAAGUGACGCUCAAUGAAAAGAUCAAGUUUCUGGAGAUUGAGAAAGAAAAAGUGGAGAUCGAACUCGGUCAGGUGACGAGGGAAAGGGGAGACUUGUCGAAUCAGUUGUCGGUUCUGGCACGGAAGAAGGAGUCGCUGAAUGAGGAGCUCAUGAGGAUCAGACAGAGGCUUGAGCAGGCGAAUGAGAUGAACGCUAGACUGAAUAGAAAUCUGGAAGAACUGGUGAAAGAUAAUGAGGAGAAACAGGUACUCCUGGAGACGAACGAAAAAGAAUUCCAAAGAAUGCAGGAAUUACUGGCCUCAAUGAGGACUGAGAAGGAAACCCUAGAGGGAGUUCUCUUCGAUACUCAGACUAACCUGGAAACCACUCACGCGAAGAAGGUUCAGCUGGAGAAGGAUCAGCAGGAAUUGUUGGUGAAGCAGGAGAGCUUGAAGGGCCAAAUAACCAGAUUGGUGAAAGACUUGGAAAUCAGCGAGAAAAGAUCGCAGGAGAUCAAGCACAAUUUGACGCAGCAGAGGGGUAACCAGGAGGCAGAGUUCCAGGGAAUAAUCGCCAACUUGAAGAAGAACAGUGAAGACAGCUACAAGAAGCUCAACGAGGAGAAGGAGCAAGUGAGAUUAUCCUUAGAAAAGCGUAUCCAGCAGACUAUAACUUCCAUGGAAUCCCAAAAGGAGGAGGAAGUAAACCAACUGCAAAUUAGAAUCGAGGAACUGCAACAGCACAUCGAUAAUCUGUGUCAACAACACGAGGAGGCUCUCUUACGAGCCGAGAACGACAAGCAGCAGUCUCUCCUGAUUGCCCACCACGACCAGCAAGCCUUGAUGGAAAAACUGGAGAAUUUGUACCGGGAACUCGAGGAGGAACGCAGUACUUUGGAGCGCCUACGCCGAGAGGCGAAUUCCCGAGCUGAGCAAGAUCGUAACAACAUCAAUCAACUUCGCGAUGAACUGAACCGACUGCGGACGAAACUUGAAGAGACAAAAUUACAAGACGACGAGGAGAGGAUACGUCUCGAGCUGAAGAUCGAGGACAUCUGGAAGGAGCGAGAGACUGUCCAAAAGGAGUGCGAAGAGCUUCGUGUACAGUUGCACGUGACCGAGGACAAGGUGGAGAGUUUCCAGAAUCAGUUGCAGGAGACAGUUCGAAAGCUGAAGGACGCUGACAACACGAUCGAGGCGCUUCGAAAAGAGCUAGUCGAUGUGAGACGACAACUCACAGACUCCAACUACGCGAUAGAAAAAUACGGAAACACAAACAAGGACUUGAGAGACCACGUGAAGAGGAUUGAAGGUGAGAAACGAGAGCAGGGAAGGAGUCUGGAGGAGGCGUACCAGAAGAUAGCAUCGAUGGAGGAUACGAAGACGAACCUGGAGGCGGAUAAAAAUCGCGUGCAGUCCCAGCUGCGAGACAUGGAGCAUGAGUUGAUUCAGAUUCAACAGCAGCUCCGUUUCACCCAAGACGAGCUGCAGAAGAGUCAGUCAGCGAAUUCUCAGGCGCAGACUGAGGAGCGUGAGCUACAGGCGAGGCUUGCUAAUGAGACCGAGGAGCGCGAGAGGCUUCAGCUCCAACUCCAUCAGCUGAAAAAGCAAGUGGUGGAUUUGGACAAUAGUCUGGAGAUGACGAGAACAGAGUUGGGAAGGCUGAGGGCACGAGCCGACGAGGAGGACGAGAGAUGGAGGGGAAGGGAACAGGAGUUGUUGAUGAGACUGGAGGACAGCCGUUGCAGGGAGCGAAAGCUUGAGGAUCAGAAGCACAACCUGGAGGUGUGCUUGGCAGAUGCCUCGCAGCAAUUGCAGGAGUUGAAAGCCCGGCUGGGAGGCUCAGAGGGAAGGGUACGAGCAUUGGACGGCCAGCUGACCCAGCUGGAGGCUGCCAAGAAGGAGGUGGAGCAGAAGCUUAGUAGUGUGGGUUCAACGUUGAGGAGAAUUGCUGGCAUACAGCUUGAUGGAACUGUCAACAUGCCAUUCAAGCUAAUGAGUCCGUCGCGCAGGUGGAGUCCAGUCCGUUCCUCCCAUUUGGAUCACGAGGGCAAGUGCGAUGUGAUUCUGGAUGUCGACCCUGAGGCUGUCAGGAAGGGAGUGAGAGCUCUGAUGCAACAGGUCGCGCAGAUUGAGCGAGAGCGCGACGACUGCAGGAUCGAGCUGAGCAGUGUGAAGAAACAGUUGGCAGAGGCCAGUGAUCAUCAGAACAAGAGUGACUCUAAGCUCACAAGUAUCAGUGCAUCGCUGAGAGCACUGCAGGAUGAGAAAGCAGCACUUGAGACUAAAUUAUCACAGAGACAAACGGCUUAUCAAGCGCAACACGAGGCUCUCCACUGUAAGAGUCACGAGGUGGAGGGACUGCGGGAAAAAGUGACGUCCCUUGAGCUCGCGGUGAGCAGCGAGUCCGACGAGAAGAUCCAGUACGAGGAGAAGCUCGAGAAGAUGAAGCAAGCGCUGAAUAGACUGGAGAACGAGAAACGGGGGCUGCAGGAGGACUUGGGGAGAUCUGAAGCUCGUGCGACAAAACUUGAGCUUCAACGAAUGUCUCUAGAGGGUGAUCUCCAGCGUCUGCAGAUGGUCCUCCAGGAGAAGGACGGCAAUCUCCAGAAACUGCAGGAUCGCCUCGACGUCCAGCUACGAACGUCCACGGGUCUGGAGGAGCGUUGUGCCUCUCUCAAAUCCACGAUUGAGCAGUUGAACUUGGCUCUGGAGAGGGCGGCUGCUGCCGAGACUGAAUUGAAGAAUGAGAUCGGGAUGCUGAGGCGUUCCAGCAUGGAGCACAAUGCGAUCAAUCAUAGCAAUAAUGAGAAGCUCAAGCAGUUGCAGAAACAGUUGGCGACGGCUGAAAAUGAGAGGCGGGUGAUUUCAGAGCGCUUGGACGGUGCGCAGCAAACGGUGAUGGAGCUCAAGCACACCAAUCAAUCGCUGGUGGAUCAGAACUCGAGACUGCAGAGUGAUCUCGCUAACUGCGAGGUUCAACGCUCGGGGCUUGAGGCCCAGUUGCGGCUGGCAAGCUGGCCCCAGGAGGGGACAUCCAAUAAAGAUGAGGAAGUGGUGAGACAGCUGCAGGUUGCCCAGCGGGACAGAAGUGAGAUGCGAGGCAAGGUUGAUGCUCUGAAUGACAAAGUUCGACUUCUGGAGGCGGACAAGAGGAAUCUCGAGAGACAGCUGCAGUCGGUGAAGGCGAGUAGUGGGCGCAGCAAGAGCUACGAACGUCCAGAGAAGGCCCAUAUGGAGCUCGCUGGCUCCAACAUCAGCGUGGAGAUUCUUGAACAAGAGAAUCGCGAGCUCCGGAUGAAGAUCAGGCGGCUUGAGUCGUUACUCGCGGAGAAAGAGGCCGAGGUCAUCAAGUGCAAGACUUUACACUCGCACUCGCACUCCACUCUGGACUCCGGGAGAGACAGAAUGGCAGAGAUCGAGAGGCUGAGGGCCGCCCAACUACAAGCGGAGAAGCUCCUGGAGGCCAGGGAACAGAGCCAUCGACAGCAGGUCUGCAGGCUUGAAAGUCAGAUUCAACUGCUGAGAGAGCAGUUGAAUCAGGAGAUCAAACGGCGACAGCUUUAUGUCCUCAGGAGCUCCCGGGCUGGUAGAGAGAUGCAACACUUGAGGCAAGCUCUUGGAGAUUCUCUCAGGACUGUUGCUCAAGAUCCCUCUUUGGAUGCUAUUCUGCUUGAGCAUGAAGCCAGAAAACUCGAUACUACUGUCACCAGUACCACUAGUCUGCCACCAUCUUUGGCACUGCCACCUCCACCGUCUUCUUAUGAUCGCAGGUCUCCUCUUCCUUAAAUUAUGUGCCCUUUGGAAGGGGAGAAUUUACGCGAGAACGUUUCACAUGGAAAAUCUAGCAAUUGACGUUGACAAUAUUUGACCAAGUUCUACUAAAAUGUCUUGUGAAAAAUGUUUUGAGAAACAAGUCAAUGAAAUUAGGCUUUUUAAAUUCAUCUGUUGAGAUAUUGUUUACCGAUUUUUCACCAAUCAUUGAAUUAUCAGUAUCAAAGGUAUCCAAGUAUUUGUUUUUAAUGUAGGAUAGAAUUAUAUUUAUCCUAAUAUGUUUCAUUUAUUUAUUACAACUCCGUUUUUUAUAGGAUCGAAAAUUGACUAGGUGAUUUGCUAGAAUUUUCAAUUAUUUAUGGUGUUCAGUACUUUAUCGACCUUUUAUAAUUUGAGAA
This is a messenger RNA of Diachasmimorpha longicaudata, 6690 nucleotides long. RefSeq names its product rootletin (gene Root). The record is from RefSeq and is a predicted model, not a curated record. NCBI's taxonomy places the organism in Eukaryota, Metazoa, Arthropoda, Insecta, Hymenoptera, Braconidae. The transcript has 3 exons. Bases 374 to 6307 code for a protein of 1977 amino acids.